Messenger RNA from Agrilus planipennis (emerald ash borer), 922 nucleotides. Its product is annotated as putative hydroxypyruvate isomerase. The record is from RefSeq and is a predicted model, not a curated record. Bases 63 to 848 code for a protein of 261 amino acids. The transcript has 4 exons. Gene Ontology annotation, biological process: glyoxylate metabolic process. Lineage: Eukaryota; Metazoa; Arthropoda; Insecta; Coleoptera; Buprestidae. Gene Ontology annotation, molecular function: hydroxypyruvate isomerase activity.
UGUAAUUCAUCAGUUAUUGUAUUCGUUCUCAUAUUAUACCGUUGCCAGUGAAAUUUGGAAAGAUGCCUAAAUUUUCAGCUCAUUUAGGAUACCUUUUUCCGAAUGUACCUUUUUUGCAAAGGCACAAGCUUGCCAAAGCGGCUGGUUUUCAAGCAGUUGAAGGGGGGAUUCCCGAUAAUAUAUCGAUUCAAGAAAUAACAAAAGUUGUUAAAGAGGCGGGAGUCUACCAACAUCAUUUUGAUGAUUUCAGAGGAGAUCUGAGCAAAGGAGAAUUUGGUUUUGCGGCAUUACCAGGACAAGAGGAGAAAUUCAAAGAAUAUUUACUAAAAAGUUUGGAAUAUGCAAAAGCAUUAAAUAGUAAAGUAAUUCACGUAGCUGCAGGAUAUGUAACAGAACCAAUUACCGUCAAACACCACGACACAUACGUAAAAAAUCUCAGAGAAUCAUUGCCACUUUUUGAAAAAGCGGGCAUUGUUGCAGUUCUUGAGCCAAUCACCAAAAAUACACGUCCCUUAUAUUAUAUGAGAAGCAUUCAAAGAGCCUUAUCAGUGAUCCGUGCGAUCAACAGUCCUUACUUGAAACUUGAAUUGGACAUUUUUCAUGCUCAACAAAUCCAGGGUGACCUUACGACCCUGAUCAGGGACUCAAUAGACGAUAUAGGUCACAUCCAAGUCGCUCAAGUUCCCAGUAGAAAUGAACCAGACACACCUGGGGAAAUUGACUAUAAAUACGUGUUUGAUUUAAUUGAUCACGUAGGUUAUAAAGGCUAUGUGGGUCUGGAAUAUCAUCCAGUGGGCGAUACUGUAGAAGGACUUAAGUGGAUAAAGAAAUGGGGAUAUUCUUUUUAAAUACUAUUUUGAACAUAAAUGUUUUGUGAAGUUAAUGCAAUGUGAGGAAGAAUGUUUUUUGUUUUAAUAAAUAA